Messenger RNA from Vitis riparia (riverbank grape), 698 nucleotides. RefSeq names its product glutaredoxin-C4. Gene Ontology annotation, biological process: cellular response to oxidative stress. Lineage: Eukaryota; Viridiplantae; Streptophyta; Magnoliopsida; Vitales; Vitaceae. Gene Ontology annotation, cellular component: cytoplasm. The coding region runs from base 83 to 505 and encodes 140 amino acids. Gene Ontology annotation, molecular function: glutathione disulfide oxidoreductase activity. The record is from RefSeq and is a predicted model, not a curated record. The transcript has 5 exons.
GUUCGGUUGAGCAUAGCGUGAAGUUUUGGAGGCAGACAAAAUCUGAAUCACAGCCACAGCACCUCCUGCAUUUCCGACGGCCAUGGCGGUGAAGAUGAAGUGCGGCAUCACCCUUACGUUAUUCAUCCUGACAGCCUCUCUCUGCCCGCCUUCUUCUGCCGCUGCUGACCACUCUUCUUCUGAUGCUGCCGCUGAUUUCGUCAAGAAAACCAUUUCUUCUCACAAAAUCGCCAUCUUCUCCAAGUCCUAUUGCCCGUAUUGUAAAAGGGCAAAGGCUGUUUUCAAAGAGUUGAACCAGGUUCCAUAUGUUGUUGAGCUUGAUCAAAGGGAGGAUGGUUGGAAUAUUCAGGAUGCCCUGAGUGGGAUGGUGGGAAGGCGUACUGUACCACAGGUGUUCAUAAAUGGAAAACAUAUUGGAGGCUCAGAUGAUACUGUUGAAGCUUAUCAAAGUGGAGAUUUGGCUAAGCUUCUGGGCAUUGCUGAGGAGGAUAGUGAUGAUCUCUGAGCAAGGCUAUCCACCUUCAAAGCUACUUGAAACAAGGAAAAUGGGGUUUGCAGCCCAAGUAUUGGCAUGGUAGUUAAUUUUAUAUGCAAUUGCUUAUAAUGCAAUUUUCCUAGUUGUAACGCCUGGUAUUGGUGGAUAAAUCAUUCUAUAUGCAAUUGCUUAUUAAAAAUAAAGUAAUUUUAUGGAUCUUAUA